CAAGUCUACACAAACAAAACCUCUAGCUCCCGAGUAAAAUAGCAAACUCAGCGCAUCCAAAACCAGUUCUACACGUUUUCCCGCCCGAAAGAAGAUUUGAAAUUUUCAUUUCGUCGACUUGUAAACCUGGAAAUGGAAUGUCUCGCACGUGCUAACCUAUUGGAUUCGAAGCACCCACCAUUUUCGUUUUGCAUAUAAGACCGCCUUUAAUCAUCAAUUCGAAAUUAAGGUUUACAUUUUCCUUGUGCUUUCAAGGAUAAUCGGCGGACCAUCCAGGUAAAGCUGCAAUUCCUUGUUUUUCGUCUUUACUGGGACUUUAUCGGGACUAAUGUGAUUUGCGACUUUGUUUUUCUUCUUCCUGAUCUUAUCUGGGUUUCUUCAGAUUUUUCUGUUUUUGAAAUCAGAGACUCGCCUGUCUCCUAUUUGGGUAUCGGUCGAAACUCGUUUUCGGGCGAAUUUGUUAUCUGAGGUCCGCUUGAAACAAGAUUCUGGCUUAGGGGUCACCGGGGAUUCUCAGUGUCAAUGACGAACCUAAAGCUGGAAGAGAACCCUCUUUUCAUUGAAAGUUUAAAAAAAUGAGAGAAGUUUCUCGGUUUAUUGAAGAAAACGACAUUAUUUAGUAGUCCAGGAAUCUUCAAUUUCUUCUGUAGUUUUAUUUUCCCAGAACAUGGUAGCUUUUUCAUUUAACUUAAUAUGUUCAGUUUGUUGUAUUCUUUAUCAUCAGUUGAAAGUAUAACAAUGCCCGAGUCUAGAGACAGAUUGUCGAGGCCCGAUGAAAUCGUCCAAGUCUUCGCUACGAGGCGCUCUGGGGCACUGGGUAUUUUUGUAGACGAGCAAGAAACGAGUAUAAACUUGUUCGAAUCCCCAGUUGGAUCAAUGGCAGCGCGAAGAUCGAUGAUCCUGGGUGGUGGUUCAGGGCGAGGUGGGGGGCUUAUAAGGACCAGUUUCGGGACUCCGCGAACCGGAAAUGGGCGCGGUCGCAAUCUUCCUGGAACUCCGGGAGGAAGGGAGAACACGCCUGCGGGAGGUGCUCGACGCGGAAGGGGACUUAAUUUGUUACCAGCUUGGUACCCAAGAGCUCCUCUUCAUGACAUCACUGCUAUUGCUAUUGAAAGGAGAAGAGCUAGCUUGAGCGAGGUGGGGGGCCAGCACGUGGGGACUCCAGUAACUCAUCAAAGGAGGUUUCUUGAUUCUCCAAUUAGGUUUCUUGAUUCUCCCACAGUGCCAUCAGCUAUUCAACUUAAGCAGCAAAGGUCUAUCCUCUCUCCAAACCCGUCGGGUGCUAUUGGUAGAUGCUCUCCAUCUUUCGGCAAAGUGACUAAGAUUCUUCUUGAUGUCACCAAUCAGAAUGCAGAGGAAUCAGAAGCUCUCACACCUCAAAAGAAGCUUCUGAAGUCAAUUGACACAGUCGAGAAGCUUGUCACGGAGGAAUUGCAGAAGUUGAAAAGGACUCCGACAGCCAAGAAAGCAGAGAGGGAGAAGAAGUUACGCACAUUAAUGUCAAUGCGCUGAUUCACUUGUGUGACCUAGCAAUCUGGAAAUGUAGAGCCAAAGAGAUUUCGGAAGGCUGUACAUAGGUAACAUCAUUUUCUUAUAUGACAGAAUGUUGGACUUUUGAUCAUCUUCCAAUGAUGACAUGGUGGAGGUUUAUCAUCCACUGAUGAUGGCGUGGUGGAGGUCUAUCAACUUCUGAUGAUGAUGGUAUCCAUUCAACUCUUUUCAUUAUUUUUUCAUCGAUUAUCAUCUUCUGAUGAUACCCUGGUUUUUGGCUUAUCAUCUUCUAUGAUGAUAUCACAGUGAUACUGAUCAUCCUCUGAUACUACCCUCUGCUUGAAAAACAAAUUGAUUACCGUAUAGCUAAAAAAUUCUUUUAUUUUGAAUGCAUUUGGGGUCUUAUUGAAGAACCUAAAGAGGAUGAUUUUGGAAGAACAUGGUGGAAUUUAGAGUUUGUUCUUGGGAAGGUCCUUGUAGAAGAAAUAAAGGAUAUUCUCUUUGUAGA
Molecule: messenger RNA, 1999 nt
Organism: Carica papaya (papaya)
Lineage: Eukaryota; Viridiplantae; Streptophyta; Magnoliopsida; Brassicales; Caricaceae
Source: RefSeq, a predicted model, not a curated record